Molecule: messenger RNA, 1578 nt
Organism: Coniophora puteana RWD-64-598 SS2
Lineage: Eukaryota; Fungi; Basidiomycota; Agaricomycetes; Boletales; Coniophoraceae
Exons: 4
Coding region: 1-1578 (525 amino acids)
Molecular function (GO): protein binding
Source: RefSeq, a predicted model, not a curated record
AUGCCUUUCGCCCUCGACACGCUUCCACUCGACGUACUCAUUAGCGUUGCCACCCUUCUCGAUCCCCCUGAUGUUGUGCAUCUACGACGUACUUCAAGUCGCCUGCGAAAUCUAUCAUACGAGCGUGUCAUCUGGGUUGCGCUUUACAAGGCAUACCGCCUUGCACUCCCUAUUGGCCCCCUACCAACGCAGACGCGACAAGUGCUCAAGGAACGCCUCUUACGCUCAUACUCGACCCAUCAGAAUCUAUUCGUUGCACCGAAAGAGCCUCGAUCCCGCCUCUAUGACACUGGCGAUAAGGUUCACUUCGAGGUGACAGGGAGAUGGGCAUUCUCAAAGGAUCCCGAAGGCACGCGAGUCCUGUGUUAUGAUCUCGACAGCAUGCACCACGACGCUCGUGAGCCAAGUACGGUUUGGGUGAAUGACGAAGAUGAGUAUUGUAUCUGGAACACGCUUUGUCGGACUGUUACCCUCCGUGACGGACGACAGUUUAGUCUCGUGCUCUUGGAGCUCCGGAGGAAGGACCUCAUCAAGAACGCCAUGUAUGGCUUCUACCCCUCCCCUGGAUGUAAGAGAGACUCAAAAUCAAUGUUCUCCACCAAACUCGUCGUCCUCAAGGUGAAGUCUACUGAAAGCUCUGGUGGUGCUCUUGCCUUGGAAGAACUGUACAGACAUGAACACGUCAUCUAUGACUCCCCGUCCCGCUUACUUGUAGAGCUGAGCCCUUCUGCGCUUGUUGUGCAGUGGGCAGGUGAUCCGGAAGAGGCCUUCGUGUGGGACACAGAGAAGCUAGACUCCAAACCGGUGACCAUCACCCACGGCCAUGCCUCAUUCUCAAAGUUUGUUCUGCAUACGUGCUCCAAGACCCACAUCAUCUCGCGCAGGUCUUCCACGGACAUACUAGGAACCGUCAUAGAAGCAACACCUCUCCAGACCGUUUUUACUGACAGCGCGCUCCGUCCCACGGCCGUGGCAAAUAUGCCCGGCACCAUGUUCAACCGCCUGGCCGUCUUCCGCGACUCGAUCGUCGAUCCAAUCACGGGCUCCACCGAGACUGUCCUGCUCGGGAUCGAGAAACCUGGGCCACGGAAUAAUGACAAGCCGUGCAUCCUCCUCGUCCGGCUGCUCAUUCCGUCGGCAUCCGAAAUUGAUGGCACUAGGCGCCCGGUCGACAUCGACGUCCACCUGCAAACGAUCGCGACCAUUCCGCUGGAGUCGCAGACGAUGCAUCUGAACCCAGCGUGGAACGGGCGCGUCAGGCUAGCGUACUUGCGUGAUGUCCAUACAUCCACCGAGGACGAGGCGAGCAAUCUAGCGGUCGCGAAUGUCGGUUCGGAUAAAGAGCGGAGACAGCUGAGCAUUGUGGAGAUCACGUACGAUGGGGUCGCUCGGAGCGCGACGAUGUGUGCUGUUGAGAAGGUCAGUCUCCCGGACAGCGCUCGGGACGUCUUCAACCACCGGCGUAUGCGAUUCGUGUCGUUUGAGGCCGAGCUGGGGUCUGGGAGGCUUGUCUAUAGCUGCCCUCUGGGGGACUAUCGGUCGCCGUUGGGCAAGUUGGGCGUUUUGGACUUUGCUUGA